Messenger RNA from Amphiprion ocellaris (clown anemonefish), 5377 nucleotides. It is a transcript of the gene a2m1, whose product is annotated as alpha-2-macroglobulin-like protein 1. Lineage: Eukaryota; Metazoa; Chordata; Actinopteri; Pomacentridae. The record is from RefSeq and is a predicted model, not a curated record. Gene Ontology annotation, cellular component: extracellular region. The transcript has 36 exons. The coding region runs from base 152 to 4615 and encodes 1487 amino acids. Gene Ontology annotation, molecular function: endopeptidase inhibitor activity.
CCACCGCCUCCUCCGUUACAGCCACUUUGUGCAGUGCGCGUCCCCGAUUACCUCUCUGCGGCUCACAGUGGGGGUAGCAGGCUGGAAGUGCGUCCUCCUCCUCGGUCCGUUCCGCUCGUGUCGUCCCGCUGCUCGGCUCCGCUCUGCAGACAUGGCACCUGUCCUCCAAAUGUUUGCUGUCAUGCUGGCAGCAGCGCUCCUGCAAACUGCGACAUCGGCCCACCUCAAUGACACUAUUUUUGCAGUGACUGUGAGCUCCCGUGUGACAGCAGGGAACCAGGAGACGUUGUGCGCCCUGAUCCACGGCCCCACGGAGCCCAUCUCCCUGAACAUCACCCUCAAUACGGAAUUUGGCAAGAGUGUCAUCCUAGAGGAGGAUGUCAAGGAGGACUUCUACCGCUGCUUAAGCUUCCAGGUCCCCACAGUGCCCCGGAGGACUGUGGCGAGCAUUCAUGUCACAAUUCAGGGUGAGAACGCCUCACUGGGCAAGAAGACCAAAGUCCUCUUCGAGCCUCCUGCUUUCAUCCAUGUCGUCCAGACUGAUAAACCUAUCUACAAACCUGGGCAGACUGUCCAGUUUCGGAUUGUCUCCCUUGAUGCCAAUUUCAUCCCUGUUAGUCGAGUGUACAAGGAAGUGGCGCUCCAGGAUCCCAAUUCUAAUCGUAUUGCCCAGUGGUUGGACAAGGCCAUUGUUAGCGGCAUCCUCGAUCUGUCACACCCCAUGAUUCCUGAGGCAGUACAAGGAACCUACACGAUCACCGCCUUGACAGACAAAGGAGAGCAAAUAUCUCACAGCUUUGACAUCAAGGAAUACGUUUUGCCAAAGUUUGAAGUAAAUGUUAAACUGCCCAGUGUGAUAACCAUCCUGGAUGAGGAGGCAACGCUUAGGAUUUGUGGAAAGUACACCUAUGGAAAACCAGUUAUUGGUUCAGUGAAGGCAGAGUUUUGUCGACGCGCCGUUCGGUACUGGUAUGUGGUACGUUCCACAGACAAUGACAUCUGCAAGACUUACCACUUGACUACGGAUAAAAGUGGAUGUGCUACACAAACUGUGAAUCUGACAGCAUUUGCCCUCGACAAGACCAUGUACACUGAUAGUUUUCAGGUGUCUGCAGAAAUGGAGGAGUAUGGCACAGGGGUCAUCCUUAAAGGCAAUGGGAGGACCACCUUCAACAGCCACAUCAGAACUGCCAGCUUUGAGGAUGUACCUGCAGCAUACAAGCCUGGCAUCCCGUUUGAGGGAAAGAUCAAAGUGGUCGGUCCAGACAAUAAACCAGCCUCCAAUGAGCCAGUGUACCUGUCUGCUGGUGACUUACAAAAAUUAGUGUUGACCACAGACAGGAAAGGUGUGGCUUUGUUCUCUCUGGACACCUCCCUCUGGAAGGACAGUGUCUACCUGGUGGCAAGUUCUAAAAAUACGACGGAUCAUCAUCCAUAUGUGCAUAAUCUACGGAGAGCAGAAUACAGGUCAGCCCACCACCACGUCACGCCAUUCUACUCCAAGAGCAGCAGUUUUCUGAAGGUCAUGCAGGUCAACGGGAAGCUCUCCUGUGACAAAGAUACAGCUGUGCGUGCUCAGUACAUCAUCCAGGGGGAUGAGCUGAAGAAGGGACAGGAGGUCCUUGAUUUCUUCUACCUGGUGCUGUCCAGAGGAGCAAUUGUGCUACACGGUCGUGUCCCAGUGACUGUUAAAGCAGGAACUGUCAACAAAGGACAAUUGUCCGUACCACUCAGUCAGAUGACAAAUCUGGCACCAUUUGCCCAGGUGGUAGUUUACACUGUGAUGCCCAGCGGAGAGGCUGUGGCUGACAGCCUGGACUUUCCCAUUCAGCUCUGCCUUAACAACAAGGUGUCUUUGAAGUUCUCAUCUCUCCAGGAGCUUCCAGCAGAGAAGACCACACUGAGCCUCCAGGCUCACCCAGGUUCCAUGUGCUCCGUCAGAGCUAUCGACCAGAGUGUCCUCCUGCUGCAGGCUGAGCAGGAACUCAAUGUCGGCUAUAUGUACAGCCAGCUGCCUGUUCAGAAGCUGUCGGGCUACUCCUAUGAGGUGGACGACUUCGAGCCAUAUCCAUGCUUCCCCAUGCCAGUACCAGAGCCAGAGAUUGAAAUCGCACCAGAAUCAACAGCAGCACCAACAGCUGUACCUGCACCAGACACUGUUCCCGACGCUCAGGCAAUUCGUCGAGCAACACGAUCCCUCUUCUUUGGAAAUUCUGAUCAGAAGAAUGAUGUCUACAGCAUCUUUAAAGAAAUUGGAAUCAAAAUCAUGACGAACUCUGAUGUGAAAAAACCUUACGACUGCCGUGAAAGAGCCUAUGAGUAUUUCUUAUAUGAUGCUGAUGUCGUAGACUCUCCUGUUCCUAUGGCCUUCAACAUGAUGCCACAGAACUCUGGUUUCGUCCUGAAAGAGAAAGAGGAGGAGAAAAAGAAGACCGUCAGAACGUUCUUUCCUGAGACCUGGAUCUGGGACCUAGUUCCUGUGGGAGACAGUGGGGCAGUGGAUGUGGAGAAGACGGUGCCUGACACCAUCACUAAGUGGGCAGCUGGAGCGUUCUGUGUCUCCUCUGUGGGCUUUGGUGUGUCUCCCAACACAGGACUUACAGUCUUCCAGCCAUUCUUUGUCAGCCUCACCUUGCCGUACUCAGUCAUCCGAGGGGAGGUGUUCACACUCAAAGCCACUGUCUUCAAUUAUCUCUCCAAAUGCAUUAUGGUGAAGGUAACUCUGGAUGAUUCUGACCAGUACACCUUUAGAAACUGUGAUGGCUGCCACUACACUAUAUGCCUGUGUGCCGAAGAGAGCAGGACCUUCUCAUGGAUUGUAACUCCAACUGCCCUAGGUAAGCUGAAUCUGAAGGUCAGCGCUGAGGCCCUGAAGACUGACACACUGUGUGGCAAUGAGGUGGCCACCGUCCCCGACGUGGGCCGAGUCGACACUGUGAUCCGCACUCUGCUGGUGGAGGCCGAAGGAACGCCACAAAUGAUCAGUCACAACGCUCUCCUCUGUCCUACAGACGGGCCUGUGGAGAAGAAAAUCUCUCUUCUGAUGCCUGAAAUGUUUGUGGCUGGAUCAGCCAGAGCAUCUGUCUCAGUACUGGGUGAUCUGAUGGGCCGAGCCAUGAAGAACCUAGACAAGCUCCUGGAGAUGCCAUAUGGUUGUGGAGAGCAGAACAUGUUGCUGUUUGCUCCCAACAUCUUCAUCCUCAACUACCUGAAAAGCACUGGUCAGCUGACUCAGAAGAUUCUGGACAAGGCAACACAUUUCCUGGAGAGCGGAUAUCAGAGGGAGCUCACCUACAAGCACGACGACGGUUCCUACAGCGCCUUUGGAAAGAGUGACGCGUCUGGAAACACCUGGCUGACCUCUUUUGUGAUGAAGUCCUUUGGCGGUGCGAGACCAUACAUCUAUGUGCAGCCCCAGCACAUCAAAGAUGCCAGGAGGUGGCUGUCUAAACACCAGCGGCCCGACGGUUGCAUCAGAUCUGUCGGAAAACUUUUCCACAAUGGCAUGAAGGGAGGAGUGAGUGACGACGUGUCCCUGACAGCCUACAUCACAGCCGCCCUGCUGGAGCUGGACGCUGACGCCACAGACCCCGUGGUACAGAACUGCCUGAGCUGUCUGAAGGCAGCAGUGGCCGGCCAGCUGGACAACCUAUACACCACCGCCCUGCUGUCCUACACCUUCACACUGGCUGGAGACCAGGACAUGAGGAGCAAACUCAUCACCACCCUGCACCAGAAGUCUAACACACAGGGAGGCACCCGUCACUGGGAGAGAGCUGGAGCUUCCAAGAAAGUCCUGGACUCUCUGGAGGUAGAGAUAACUUCCUAUGUGCUGCUGGCUCUGCUGUCUGGUCCAGCCAUGCCAGACUUCGGAUUGGACUACUCCUCCGGUAUCGUCCGCUGGCUCACUCAGCAGCAGAACCCUUACGGUGGUUUCGCUUCCACACAGGACACUGUGGUGGCCCUGCAGGCGCUGGCUAAGUACGGCGCUGCCACCUACAGUCCGGAGGGCAGCACUACGGUGACGGUGACAUCUUUAGGAGGCCUGAACAAAGAGUUCACGGUGGAUCAGAGCAACAGGCUGCUGUACCAGGAGGAGAAGCUGAGCGAGGUGCCCGGAGAGUACACAAUCAAAGCCCAGGGACAGAGCUGUGUGCUGGCACAGAUCUCCAUGCACUACAACAUCCCCCCUCCAGCCGACUUCUCUGCCUUCAACAUCUCCACCAACACCAUGGCUAAAUGUAACAUCAGCAGGCCGCAGCUCAUCCUCUUUGUGCAUGUCAGAUACCAGGGCAGGAGAGAGGAAACAAACAUGGUCAUCAUCAGUAUCAAACUGCUGUCUGGAUACAUUCUGGAUAAGAGCUCCCUCUCACUGCUGCAGAGAGAUCGCUCAGUGAAGCGCGUGGACCUGGACGAAGGAUUCAUCAACAUCUACUUAGACGGGCUGAAGAAGGCGGAGACGCAGAUAUACAGUGUGACUCUGGAGGAGGAUCAGCCUGUCAGGAACCUGAAACCAGCUGUGGUUAAAGUCUAUGAUUACUACCAGACAAGCGAUGAGGCGGUCACCGACUACACAUCCGCUUGUGCAGAGAGUGACACCAUCAACGAGCUGUAAUUUCCAAUUCCUGCGAAGCUGCGACAGGAAGUGCUUCAGUCGGAAGAAUCACUGUGUCAAAGAGAGAAACUUCUAGGUGUUUAUUUUUUUUCUUAGACCGUUUCUUUAACUUUUUUACUUCUUUUUAGCCGUGUUUCAUUGAGAGGGACUCCCACUUUGUGUAAUUGUAGGUGCAAGUUUGAUCUUUUAUUUGUAGCUUUUGAUUGUUUUGUGUUCUACUUCUGGUAGGUGGUAGCAGUGGUGUUGUCCUGCAGAUCAUGACUGCGUGUAAUGAAACCAAUAAUCAGUCAGCUUGAGAAUCCAUACAGUAGUUAGAGCCGCAUCUCUCUUCAACACUGGAACCUGCACAUUAUAACCCAGCAAAGCAGCCACCGCUCUGUGAUAGAUGUUUUUAAUAGAUUUGACAAAAUCCAUAUUCAUACAUGAAAGUGACGCAUGAGACAUACAGGGUACCAAUAACAGUAUGGUCCGAGUACUGAGUGUGUGUGUGUGGGUGUGUGUGGAGGUGUGUGUGUGUGUCACAGGAUCUACUCUCUAGAAAAACAAAAGUACAGUCUCAUGAGUGCUAGGUGACUUAUUCUUGGUGUGUGGGUGUGUGUGUGUGUGUGUGCAGAUGUGUUCUGCUGUACCAGUAAAAAACAAAACAAAAAACAACCAAGGUAGAUUGAUACAUCACUACCAUACAAUUUGAAAUGUAACUGACUGACAAUAAAAUUUCUAAAAUGACAAAAAUAAGUAAAAAUUGUACUUCUGUUCAUACAA